Molecule: messenger RNA, 2118 nt
Organism: Myotis brandtii (Brandt's bat)
Lineage: Eukaryota; Metazoa; Chordata; Mammalia; Chiroptera; Vespertilionidae
Gene: CPNE9
Product: copine family member IX
Exons: 21
Coding region: 235-1896 (553 amino acids)
Biological process (GO): cellular response to calcium ion
Cellular component (GO): plasma membrane
Molecular function (GO): calcium-dependent phospholipid binding
Source: RefSeq, a predicted model, not a curated record
CCGGACAGCCCGAGGCUGCUCCAAUGGGGCGGGGGCCCCCCGCAGGGCUGGGCGGGGCUGUGUUGCCUUCUGGAGUUGCUGCCCGCGGCCACAGUCCAGGCGUGAGCGGCGGGAGAGCGCACACUGCUGGAGGGAGUGCAGCCGCCACCGCGGGAGCACAGGGGCCGGCCCCGCCGCCGCCGGUACUCCUAGCCCUCAGGUGCUCCGGCCACCCUACCAGCUGAGAGACCAGCCAUGUCUCUCAGCGGAGCCUCUGAACGCAGCGUCCCGGCUACCAAGAUUGAGAUUACCGUGUCCUGCCGGAACCUGCUGGACCUCGACACCUUCUCCAAGUCCGACCCCAUGGUGGUGCUUUACACGCAGAGCCGGGCCAGCCAGGAGUGGAGGGAGUUCGGACGGACCGAGGUGAUCGACAACACGCUGAACCCAGACUUCGUGCGCAAAUUCGUCCUUGACUAUUUCUUUGAAGAAAAGCAAAACCUGCGCUUCGAUGUGUACAACGUCGACUCCAAAACCAACAUCUCCAAACCGAAGGAUUUCCUGGGACAAGCGUUCCUGGCCCUGGGAGAGGUGAUUGGAGGCCAGGGUAGCCGCGUAGAGCGACCCCUCACGGGUGUACCAGGAAAGAAGUGUGGGACCAUAUUGCUGACCGCAGAAGAGCUUAGCAAUUGCCGGGACAUUGCUACCAUGCAGCUGUGUGCAAACAAGCUGGACAAGAAGGACUUCUUUGGGAAAUCAGACCCCUUCCUUGUGUUCUACAGGAGCAACGAGGAUGGCACGUUCACCAUCUGCCACAAGACAGAGGUUGUGAAAAACACACUGAACCCUGUGUGGCAGCCCUUCAGCAUCCCUGUGCGGGCACUGUGCAAUGGAGACUAUGACAGAACAGUGAAGAUCGAUGUGUAUGACUGGGACCGGGAUGGAAGCCAUGACUUCAUUGGUGAGUUCACCACCAGCUACCGGGAGCUGAGCAAGGCCCAGAACCAGUUUACAGUAUAUGAGGUACUUAACCCUCGGAAGAAAUGUAAGAAGAAGAAAUAUGUCAACUCGGGAACUGUGACACUGCUCUCUUUCUCUGUGGACUCUGAAUUCACUUUUGUCGAUUACAUCAAAGGAGGGACUCAGCUGAACUUCACAGUAGCCAUUGACUUCACAGCUUCUAAUGGAAAUCCCCUGCAGCCAACCUCCCUGCACUACAUGAGUCCCUACCAGCUCAGCGCCUAUGCCAUGGCUCUCAAGGCAGUGGGAGAAAUCAUCCAGGACUAUGACAGUGACAAGCUCUUCCCAGCCUACGGCUUUGGGGCCAAGCUGCCCCCAGAGGGACGGAUCUCCCAUCAGUUCCCCCUGAACAACAAUGAUGAGGACCCCAACUGUGCGGGCAUUGAGGGUGUGCUGGAGAGCUACUUCCAGAGCCUGCGCACAGUGCAGCUCUACGGGCCCACCUAUUUUGCUCCUGUCAUCAACCAGGUGGCCAGGGCUGCAGCCAAAAUCUCUGAUGGUUCCCAGUACUAUGUCCUGCUCAUCAUCACCGAUGGAGUCAUCUCUGACAUGACACAGACCAAGGAGGCCAUUGUCAGUGCCUCCUCACUGCCCAUGUCUAUCAUUAUUGUUGGUGUGGGACCAGCCAUGUUUGAGGCAAUGGAAGAGUUGGAUGGUGAUGAUGUACGUGUAUCCUCUAGGGGCCGCUAUGCUGAGCGAGACAUCGUUCAGUUCGUCCCAUUCCGAGACUAUGUCGACCGAUCAGGGAACCAUGUGCUGAGCAUGGCCCGACUAGCCAAGGAUGUGCUGGCGGAGAUCCCGGAGCAGCUGCUGUCCUAUAUGCGCACCAGGGACAUCCAGCCUCGCCCCCCACCCCCUCCCAACCCCAGUCCGACCCCAGCCCCAGAGCAGCCCUAAGGAGCCUACUUAUCCAAUGCCUGCAAUCUGCCCAUCUGCCCACCCACUGCUUCUGCUGAAAGCCAGAGGCACCUGGAGCCCUGGAACCCAUUGGAAGGCCAGCUUGGAGGAUCAGUGCUGGCUGGUCAAGUCCUCCACUCCCUCACCCACAGAAGGGCCUUGCACUGUCACCACCUCCCUGCCUUCAUGCCAAUAAUAAAGCUGAUAAUAAUAAUUACUCUA